UCAUAAACGAAAAGAUAGAAGUGUUUUAGAAAGCCAAGUACUUAUCAUCAGUUGUAAUCAUCUGUGACGCUUGUUUACAUUUGAGGAGUUUAACGUGAUAUACCUGGUGAAGAAGGCACUUACAAUGCAAAAGAAGCGAUCUGCAGUGUGGAGGCAUUUUGAGGAGGAAGGGGACAAUAAGGUGUCCUGCAGGACAUGUCACAAGCAGCUGACUAAACAUGGGAACACUUCAAUGAUGCUCCGACACCUUCGGGGGAAGCAUCCAGAGCUGAUGCAUUGUCUCCUUGGUGCUGAGGGGGCCUCUGUGGCAGAUGGGGUCCCAUGGCAGAUGGAGGAGCAGCAAGUAGAGGAAGUGGUGGAGUCUGUUCCUCCACUAGAUAGCUCAGUAAAGAAGAAAAGAUCAACAGUGUGGAAGCAUUUCCAGGAGGAAGGCACUGACAAAGUGAGCUGCAGAAUAUGCAACGAGAAAUUGGCCAAGCAUGGGAACACUUCGUCAAUGCUGCGUCAUCUCCGUGGCAAACAUCCCCAGCUCAAGUUGGGAGAGCUUCAGGGAGACAGUGCCAGGAAGAUGAAUCGUUUACAUCUGAGGGCAACCAACACUGAAACACGAUUCUUGGCCGUGUGUGAGCGCUUGUUGCGUCAUAAUCAACUGACUGACUGUACUCUCAUGGCUGAUGGUCAGUUCAUUCAAGCUCAUCGACUGGUCUUGGCUACAUGCAGUGAAGCUUUUGAGGAGAUGUUCAAGACUGUGACACAAGCCAACCCAGUAGUUGUUCUUCGGGAUAUUUCCAUACAAGAACUCCGUGGUCUGAUCAACUACAUGUACAAGGGGGAGACGCUCGUAAAAUCCAAUGAUCUUCCUGGACUCCUUAAAGCAGCAACUCAACUAAAGAUUAAAGGUCUGAGUCAGGUGGGGCUGGCUGACUCAUGGUUGGAAGAUCCGCGAGCCUCGGGGGGCAUCCAGCAACAGAUGGGCCCAACCAAGGCUGAUAUGACCUUUUAUGAGGAUGAUCAAGACAUGGAUGAUUUGGAUGAUGAUGAGGCUGACCAUCAUGUUGGACACUGUGUUCAAGGUCAAAGGAAGAAGUCUGGAUCUGCUUUGGAUUUGAUGGCCAUGUGUGAGGAAGUGGAGCUGGAAGAAGCACGUGCAGGUGGACUUAGCAUGUCUGGGGAUGACAGUAGACCCAUGAAGAGGGUGCAGAUUAAACUUGAACAUGGAACUGGUGUCACAGAUUCACAAGUCCAGACCUCCGUUGAAAUUCCUACUUCUAUGAACAGUCACCUUCACCAACAACAAGCUCAUCAGUCUACUGCCGAGUUCCUGACAACCCAGGAGGAGGUGGUUAUCCAUCAGGAGCCCAUUGAGAUGCACGAAGACCAUAGAUCUCACGGAACAAGAACGGAGGAUGGUGGCUUGAUCCUUCUUGGGCUGGCUGGAGGAGAGUCCCAAGGUCGUGUUUAUACCGCAGGAUCAUCUCAGUCAGUGGCCACUACUGCCUCAGAAUCCUUACGACCAACCGCUCCAAAACGCCUUCGAAAAUAUUCAAAGCAAGAUCUUAUUACUGCACUGAAUUUGAUCCGAGAUGGGCACCUUGGAAUUAAGCCAGCUGCCCGAGCCUUCAACAUUCCCGUGGCUACACUUUACACUGCUACCAAAAGGCAUGAUAUCUCCAGCCCCAUGCAGCAGGGAGCUAACAAGGAAGCUUGGAGGAGUAAAGGCUCUCUCCUUGUUAGCACUGAUGGUACACAUUUCCAGUGUCUGUCAACACGCUCACCCUCGCUGCCUGAGUCAACAGAAGCUGACAAUAUACCUCACUCGUAACGUGACACAAGCCAGUAGUCAUCACCCACAUUGCUAGUCAACAGCUUCACAUCAUCUUUAUACAAACAAGAUGUGAGAAUCAGUAGUCUUAUUUACUCUUAUAUAUAUAUUUGUUACAUUACUGUAUUCCUUUUUUAUGACUGUGAAUUGAUAAUGAAUUCAAAAGACAUUUGUUUAUAAUAUCAGAAUAGAAAUACAGUAUAUUUAGUUGUACAGUAAUAAGAAUAUGCAACACAUUAUUCAGAUAACAAGAGAUGGAAUGUCCUCCCCAUUCUCUCUCACUUUCCUUCCUUCUUGUGGUGAGUCUUUAGUGGUGUAAUAGUGUUGUGAGAAGACAGGGGGAGUGUGGUUGGGAAAACAUUUUGAUCUGUGUUCUGAUGUCAUGAAGUACUGUGAGGGGUUCAAGUGUAAGGUUUAACAGGUUCAGGUGUGGAUGAAUUUGAAUUUUUCUGAUAUAUAUAUACAGUGGUCCCUCGGUUAACUAGAACAAUCCGUUCUAGAAGGUUGCUCGUUAACCGAAAAACUCGUUAACCGAAACCAUUGUUUCAAUGGGUUUUUGGGUAAUUGGU
Homarus americanus (American lobster) is the source of this 2391-nucleotide messenger RNA. Its product is annotated as modifier of mdg4-like. Bases 125 to 1822 code for a protein of 565 amino acids. Gene Ontology annotation, biological process: regulation of transcription by RNA polymerase II. Gene Ontology annotation, cellular component: nucleus. Gene Ontology annotation, molecular function: protein binding; DNA binding. NCBI's taxonomy places the organism in Eukaryota, Metazoa, Arthropoda, Malacostraca, Decapoda, Nephropidae. The transcript has 10 exons. The record is from RefSeq and is a predicted model, not a curated record.